Molecule: messenger RNA, 1989 nt
Organism: Lodderomyces theae
Lineage: Eukaryota; Fungi; Ascomycota; Pichiomycetes; Serinales; Debaryomycetaceae
Product: putative GTPase
Exons: 1
Coding region: 1-1989 (662 amino acids)
Biological process (GO): ribosomal subunit export from nucleus
Cellular component (GO): cytosol
Molecular function (GO): GTPase activity; GTP binding
Source: RefSeq, a predicted model, not a curated record
AUGGACUCUAAUAACAAAGUGUCAUUACAUCCGGAGCAAAAGAAAUGGAAGGCUCCUAAAGGACCCAAACCAGUUCACCACAAGAACAAAAACCUAAUAGGUUUAGGUCGUACCAUAGCAAAUCAAAGAUCCAAAGAAAAUGAAGUGCAAUAUUUGCCCGAUGGAGAAAUGAGAUUCACAACCGACAAGAAAGAUCCCAACUGGGUCAAGUUGAGAUCAGUCACGCAGGAGAAUUCCUUGGAUGAGUUUUUAAGCACAGCACAAUUGGCUGACACCGACUUCAGUGCCGAGAGAGGACAGCAAGUGAAGAUCAUCAAGGUUGGUAAUACAAAUAUAAUCAACUCUAAUGGGUUGUUGAGUACGGAUGAAAUGUUGGCAAUGAGACAGAAACAUAUGAUGUUUGAAAACAAAUUGACGAUCCCUAGACGUCCCAAAUGGUUUAAGCAGCAAAGCAAGUUGGAAAUUGAAAGGCAGGAGAAUCUUGCAUUUUUGGCAUGGAGAAGAGAUUUGGCCAGCUUGACGGAAAACAACGACUUAUUGUUGACUCCGUUUGAGAGAAACUUGGAAGUGUGGAGACAGUUGUGGAGAGUGGUUGAACGAUGCGAUUUGGUGGUUCAAAUUGUCGAUGCAAGAAAUCCGUUGUUUUUCAGAUCAAUCGAUUUGGAAAAAUACGUUGAAAGCUUUAAUGAUAGUAAUGACGCAAACCACCAAAAGAGGAAUUUGCUUCUUGUCAACAAGGCAGAUAUGUUGAGCCGUGACCAAAGAGUUGCUUGGGCUGACUACUUUAAAGCCAAGAAUAUCAACUACGUUUUCUUUUCAGCUGCAAAUGCCAAUGCUUUGUUGGAAAAGGAGAGAGAAGAAGCGGAGCAGCUCGAGAAUCAGAUACAACAUGAACCUGUGGGUGGCAAUAAGGUUGACCACAGGAUUUUUGAUGACGUCGAAAUGGACGAGUCUGUAAGAAUUUUGAAAAUCGAAGAACUAGAGCAAUUGUUUAUGGAUUCUGCCCCAAGCUUUGAAGUAGAUCCCGAGUUCCCAGAUCGCAAGUUGCAAAUUGGUCUUGUUGGGUAUCCCAAUGUUGGUAAAUCCUCCACCAUCAACGCUUUGAUAGGAUCCAAAAAGGUGUCAGUUUCAUCAACACCAGGUAAAACAAAGCAUUUCCAGACUCUUCAUCUUACUCCUGAUGUUAUACUUUGUGAUUGUCCCGGUUUGGUAUUCCCCAAUUUUGCUUACACCAAUGCCGAGCUCGUUUGUAAUGGUGUUUUGCCAAUUGAUCAAUUACGUGAACACAUACCGCCAACCUCAUUGGUGUGUCAGAGAAUACCAAAGUUUUUCCUUGAGGCAGUCUAUGGUAUACAUAUACCUAUUCAACUGGUUGAAGAUGGUGGUAACGGAGAGUAUCCAACUGCUAGAGAAUUGCUUAAUGCAUAUGCAAGAGCCAGAGGUUAUAUGACUCAGGGUUUCGGUGCUGCUGAUGAGCCAAGAGCUGCCAGAUAUAUUCUCAAAGAUUAUGUCAACGGGAAACUCCUUUACGUCAAUCCACCUCCAGUUCUUGUUAAUGGAGAAUGGCAGUUGUUGGAUUUGCAAAAGAGCAGAGAAUUCAACAAAGAAUUAUACACGUUGCAACAUUUACCUGAUUCCAGAAGACAACAAAUUGAGCAGGCAAUGAAGGCUAGAAAUAUCCCAAUUGAUCAAUUUGAUUUACAAAAAGACAUCUCGAAAUUGAAUUUUUCAAUGCAUAUUGGAGGCAGUGGAGAAGAGAGUAGCGGGAGUGCGACAGAGGCAAAGACAUUGUUCUAUGGAGGCAAGCAAGCGAAGUUGGAAAGUGCUGGUGAUGAUUUGGAUCAAGAGUUUUUCGCAAUGGGUAAUGUUGAAGGUAAAUUGAACACUCCGUUCCAUAAAAAGACAAUUUCCUUGCCAACAAAGUCGGAUAAGAAGCACAAUAAAAAGAACAAGAAGCAGGACAAGAAGCAUAGAUUUGUCGCCAGUUAG